Messenger RNA from Alosa sapidissima (American shad), 1608 nucleotides. It is a transcript of the gene bloc1s1, whose product is annotated as biogenesis of lysosomal organelles complex-1, subunit 1. The transcript has 5 exons. The record is from RefSeq and is a predicted model, not a curated record. Gene Ontology annotation, biological process: endosomal transport. Gene Ontology annotation, cellular component: BLOC-1 complex. NCBI's taxonomy places the organism in Eukaryota, Metazoa, Chordata, Actinopteri, Clupeiformes, Clupeidae. The coding region runs from base 262 to 633 and encodes 123 amino acids.
UAGGCACUUAAACGACACCAGGAAACACCUCUAUCGUUCAUUUUAGUCUCAUGUAUUAUGCAGGAAUCUUUUGAAGUAGCCUAGAUGCAGGUCCUUUAAAAUGAGUGAACGAAUGAAAGAGACGGUGCAGGUAUUUCACUUGUAUAGUGUCGAUUUCAAAGGUAGCAAUAUGCUGCCUCCCAGCGACAAAAUGCUGCUGUAGCCUACAUAUGAACAACUCAUUUCUACGACGGAGUAUAAGUACCCACACAAUUACGGAAAAUGCUCUCACGAUUGCUAAAAGAACAUCAAGCAAAGCAGAACGAAAGGAAAGAGCUGCAAGAGAGACGGAGAAGAGAGGCCAUUGCUGCUGCCACAUCUCUAACUGAGGCACUGGUGGACCACCUGAAUGUUGGGGUGGCCCAGGCCUAUGUGAACCAGCGUAAACUGGACCAUGAGGUGAAGACGCUGCAGGUGCAGGCUGGCCAGUUUGCUAAGCAGACAGCUCAGUGGAUCAGCAUGGUGGAGGGCUUCAACCAGGCGCUCAAGGAGAUUGGCGAUGUUGAAAAUUGGGCACGCAGCAUUGAGAUGGACAUGAGGACCAUCGCCACAGCACUGGAGUAUGUCCACAAGGGUCAGCUCCAGACCUCUUAAACACACACUGACCCUGAUAUCACCACUGACUCAGGCAAGAGUGUCCAUCAUGGUGAUUCUGCGGUCAAUGAAACAUCUGAACGAACUGCUGCAAGACAGCGAGGUGGGUCGUUGAAUCAAUUCCGAGGGGCCCUGUAAUGGAGCUCUUAAGUCAAGCAUGUUCCAUUUGUCUCUGUGUGUGUAUUCCUAUGACAGCAGGAGCUUGUGAAUCAGACAUCUUUCCUGCCUGAAGAGAAUAUGCAAGGAGAUUUAUUGUCUGCUGAGAAAGAUUUGUCUUCUUGCAGUGUUUUUCUUUUCAGGGCUUCACAAAAUGCCUCUAGACAGCAUAACUCAUAAGUCAGUUAAAACAGUUCAAAUGGGGAUAACUGAUGUAAUCCAACUGCUCAUAUCCCCCCACAGUCUGUUUUCACGUUUAAUUAAUGACCUGAGGGAUGUUUCGGAAAGUCUGGUUGUAUCUGCUACAAGAAAGUUGAUGGCUCUUAUUUUGCAAGGCCCAGAUUCCACGUCAAAUCUGUAUAAAUGACACGUAGGACAAAAACACCCCCAUCAGACUGGACUGCCUGUAUGCAUCCAAGCAAACCAAUCUACAAGCUUCAGAAUUUGAGGACGCCUUCUAUCAUACUUAAGUAAUAUGAUUGCUGCUCAUGUGACAUAAGAAAAUGAAAUUGGCCUGCAGCAUAGCUUACAGUUGGGGGGUUAGUAGGUUAUUGUUUGCUAGUCCAUGUGACGAGGCAGGUAAUUAAUUAAAUGACUGAUUGAUUGAUUGAUUGCUUAGAGGGGUGUAAUAUAUUAUCAUCCACGCUAACUCUGAGAUGAAUGGACUGACAGGAGUCUUUGUGUCACUGUCCCUCAUGUUUAUGAUGAUAAACACAGACAGGUUUGUAAAAUCCUUGGGUGCUGAUGUUUUGCUGAAUGUGAUGCUCUAUGACCUUUGGUCCCGAUGAACAGAAAAAUAAACUACUUUACCUAGCAAUA